AUGGGCGCGAGACAGUCAUUUCAAUCUGAGAUCGCAGUAAGUUUCAUUUUUUGUUGGUUUUUAGGUAACACACAAUGAGAAAUAUGGCUUUAAAUUGAAGAUUAGAGUCUUUAAAUUGUGUUUUGUUUAGUUUUUGGUAUUAUGCUUAUAAGUACUGCUGGAAAAUUGAUUUGAAAGCAUCAACAUAAGCCUGAUUAUAUUGCUCAUGGCAAAAUUUUGUUUUUGAUUAAAAUAAAAUUUAAUUUAAGUAAUAAUAAGUUGAAAUACAUAAACUACAAAUAAUCUUGAUUGUUCAGCCUAGACAGCGUUCAAGUUCGUCGAGCGAAGAGUCUGCAGAACGAAGCCGACGACUUCAGAACGUUCGGAAUGGAGAAAACUUUUCUGUAAGUGAAAGUUGAUUUUAUUCUUAACAUUUUAUAUUUGUAAAGAUGCAAAGGCUGGUAUUUUAAAACAAUUAUUUAUUAAACGAAUUCUGAAUUUACUAAACUUUACAAUUCAAAGGCUUUUUAUAUUUUGUUUUAGGUGGUUUAAGCUUGGAUUUUAUAUUGUUAAGGAAUGAUCUUCGAAAGGUAUACAAACUUUCUUUUAUGUUGCUUUAGCCGCUUGUUUUACUGAUUUUUUAAAAGAUUUUAAGUGUAUAUUUAAACAUUUUUUUUUCAGACAGACUCAGACGAUUUCGACGGUAAUGAUUUUGCUUCCUCUUCAGCUGCCGAUCCCACCAUGAGAUACUCGUUUCGACCCGGCUCCAGAGUUUCUUUCCUACAGGCCUUAACGACCGGUAUGAACAGCGCCCAUUUGGCACACUCAUCACAUUCGGAAGGACGUGAUCGACGGGCCGUGCCGGCUCUCAGGUUUUUAGGUAGGUUUUUGGAUUUUAAAUUAGUUUUUUGUAAAAUACGAAAAGUAAUUCAAGUUGACUUUUUUAAAAAUAUGUUUUUCAAUAAUUGGACAAUUCUAUUUGAGCAAAUAAGGCAAAAUGGUAUUGAUUUUUCACUGUGGUUGAAGGUUUUUAAAACUUCUUUGAUUUCCAUCAAGAUUUCGUUGAUGUAUAAGGUCAAAACUCGUCGUUACCUCGAGUUUUUGUAAGAUAAAAGCCCCAAUAAGCAAGGUUGAAGAGUAGAAAUGCCUAAAAAAUGUUUUCAUUAGUUACAUUUGGAGGUAUAAGUUUAGAAAAGUUAGGAAAAUGUGAUCUUAUUGUAGACUCAAGACCAGAAAUUGUAAAAUAA
Bursaphelenchus okinawaensis is the source of this 1226-nucleotide messenger RNA. The record is from the annotation of a GenBank genome assembly. NCBI's taxonomy places the organism in Eukaryota, Metazoa, Nematoda, Chromadorea, Rhabditida, Aphelenchoididae.